UAGACGGCGGUCGCCCUUCGGCUGGGCGGAGAGGUUCGGUUCCACGACUCGGGAGGCAGGAGCGCCUGAGCGCCUUCUCAGCAGGCCAGCCAGGCGAUGCUACCUGCCUGGGUAAGCAGCAGCAGCAGCAGCACCUGUUGCCAGCGGCUCCAUCAGCAAAUCGCUGGAAGGCAGCGCAGAGAGCGAGGCGAGAGAGGCAUGGACGGCGGCGGCGGCGGCGGCGGAGCUCUUCCGAAGAGCGGGCUCUGACUUUUAAAGCGAAAGGCGGGGGGCGCCGCGCAGGAACUGCUGGCCGCCUGGAGUUUGCAUUAAACUGCGAGUAGGAGCCCGACGCUCUUGGCGCUGCAGGAAGGGCCUCGGGGGGCUCAGCCUUCGGGCUGGCCGAGGAGCUCGGCGAAGCUCGUUGCGGAGACCUCGCAAUGCCGAGAAAGGCAGACUCUGCUCGGGGCCCGCAAUUUGCUCGUGCUCUGGCUACUGGUUUGCCCAGCUGAUGUUGGACUUCUUCACCCCUGUGCGAGGGUUACUUUGCGCUGCCGGAAGAUGCCGAGCACACAUUGUCCCCGUUUGAAGGGUUCUAGGCUGCGUUUUGCAAAGCCAUCUUAAGUCUUGCGUGGGGGGGGGGGGGGGGCGGAUGGACAGCACAAAGAGAGUUCGGUCUGGGUGGGAGCAUUCGCCUUGAAAGAGCCUCCUCCAAGUGCGGAGGAAAGGGUUAAGAUGCACUCUUUGCUUGGCCCCCUUUUUGGAAGCCCUUCUGCAAUUACUACAGGGAGGUAGCUCUAAAGUGGGUUAGAAGCAAAGGGGCAGUUGGGUAAUCAUAGACUCUGUGGAAUGCAGGAUCAUCAAUCCUGAAGUUCUAUCCUGGAAGGCUGCUGUCCAGGUUACUUGGUCCCCAUCCCUACCGCACCGUCCCCCAUCCCCCCACAGAAGGAAGGGAGGAGCCUGGCUAUUCCAUUGUAUUCAGGAGCAAAUAGCACCAAAAAUGCUUCAAGAAUAUUCAUCAUCAUUUACAGGAGUAUAUCAAUUCACGAUAUGUUAUCAGAGAGGAGGAGAGAAAAUGCAGGGCUAACAGGAUGUUCUUGUGGCGGAUCAAACACAGUGAUUGAAAAGGUUGACUUACUCUUCGAAUAUUGAUGCAAGCCACGGAUCAGAUUCCUCCCUUGAGCUGUUGCUUCUCUGACUUUUCUGCCCCCUUUUGACAUAUGGAGAAGGCUUCUUGUUUCAGAGCCCUUCCUGUUUGAAUUUUGCUCAGGUGCUUCGUGUACCUACAGACUAUGCGACUGAACCAGCUGCUCUGAGCUUCAAUGACUGAACCCUUUAUUGGCAUGGACUUCCCUAUGAAUUGGCCGUUUCUGAGCCAAGCAUCCUGGAAAACUGCUAGUGUGUGUAGAGCCUCUUCCAUGGCACUUUGAAAGUAGAGCUCCCUAGCUGGCUUCUUUCUACUUUGCCCUGUGAAGGGAAGAGAACCUGAUCGAUGUUGGGAAACAGCAGCAGCAACAGGAAUGUCAAUAGCACAGGCUGCAGACUGGCCUUCGCUGGAGUCGUCUGCCAGUUGCUCUUCAUGGUCCUCCUGAUCAUUGCCAUCACUCUUGGAAACUUGGUGAGUCUCCUGGUUUUCUUCUGUGUAAGGCAAUUCCGGACACCCCAAAGUUACCUAAAAGCCUCUUUGGCCCUUGCUGAUUUGGCUGUGGGGCUCAUUGUAGUACCUUACUCAGUUUAUCAGGAGACGAACACGUUGGCCUAUGGGACGGAGCGAGAAGAGAGUUCAGCUGGCUGGUCGGUCUGUUUGAUCACUGGCCCUAUCUUUGCAGGGUGCACCUUCGUCUCAAUCAGCACCAUAUUUCUGCUUUCGGUGGAGAGGACCAUCACUGUGCUGAAGCCUUUGCACAGGAAAGCUGUGAUUACCAAGCGAAGGAUCACUUGGCUGAUUCUUGGAUCCUGGAUACUGAGUUUCUCCUUGGCGGUGAUACCUCUGCUCUCGGUUCCCAAUAUCACCUUUGAGUACAAUUCCUGCAGUAAGAUGUGCAACUAUGGCUUUCCUCCAGACAAGUUGCCAGAGUCCAAUUGGAACAUCAUGCUCCUGUACCCAAUAUUUGACUUCACUCUCUUAGGUGGCACUUUUGUUGUCAAUACCAUUACCUUUGCCACUGUCCGGCAGUACCACAAAAUGAGGAAGCAACUGAGGGAAGAGCCACAGGGAAACCACCGGCUCUCUUACUCAGAUGUCACUGCUGCCAGGACCAUUGGCAUCCUGACCUUUGCAUUCUCCGUGUCUUUCGUUCCCAUUGCUGUAUUUGUUGUGGGCACUGUAGUGGGAUAUGAAUGGUGCCAGUUCUCCUUCUAUGCUUUCUGGAUCCUUGCUUCCAACAGCUGUUGGAAUGUGGCUAUCUACAGUGUUUGGGACCCCAAAUUCCGGCAAGGGAUACGGGAAAUAUUCUGCAAGCAAAUGCUGAAAACUGAUUCCCAGCAGCAUUCCAGACACUCACUGGAGGGGCACCGUUCUUCCCCUGCUUGUGUAGUAGUCCUCAAGGAGAUGCUCCGUCCAGAGUCCAACUAGUGGCAGAAUUAGUACCUGCUGCUUUUAAAGAGAUGACUAUUUUUUUUGCUUCAGAGCAGUCGGGGUAUUUUAGCUGCAGAUUCUGGAUUUUUCAUUUUCCCCUUCAGCUGUUGCAGCUUAAUGGAAUGCCUCCCCCCCUCUAAAGUAUGUUCUUUCUUAGUGCCAGAUUUUUCUUUCCAUUCAUUGGAUUGGAGCCUCUUGACCUUUGUAUAGCAAAUGCAGAACGAAUUUAUGAGGAUGUAUUUCAGAGUGUUGGAAGCACAUUGCACUUUUAAAAACUGCUGCUAGAUAAAUAUUUAAAUACAGAGCAGCUAUUUAUUAGUGAUUCCUGAUCCAUAUAAAAAUAUCCCAGUUUUGAUUUAUAGGAAGGAAAUAAAAAAGAAGAAGAGAAAGAGAGAAAGAAAAAGAAGAAACCUUAAAAUACAUCAUAUGAUGAAUAUGUGAAUGAUGCAUGAUGAGGGCUGAAAUAAUAUGUUCUGUGUUCUAUCUUGCAAAAUUAAUCCUAUGUAAUGUAUUACAUUGUACAGUUGAAAAACAAUGACUUUUUAAUUAUUGUCAAUCUCAAAUAUUGUUAUAAUACUCAGUAUAUAUUCUACAGCAUUUAUUCAGGACUGUAUUUGCACAAAAAUUGCCUUUUUAAAAUGGAACUUUUGUUGACAUUGAUUUUUGCAUAUUUAUUUAUAUUUUCUGAAUGCCAAACUUCUGGUUCAUAGGUUUUGCAAGAAAUAUGAUAUUAGACUGUAGCAAUAUAGAAAAAUAUGGUUCAGUUUUACCAACUCAAGUCCAAGAAGUUCAUUCAAAAGGAUUCAGAAUGCAGCAUGUUUGUAAUCAGUGUUUGGUUGUACGAUACUUUUGAUAGUGAAAGAACGGAAAAAUGUAAAAUCACAAUAAUGGGUAACAUGCCUUUCAUUUGAAAUCUGAAACAAUUCUCAUGCUCUUA
Molecule: messenger RNA, 3494 nt
Organism: Pantherophis guttatus
Lineage: Eukaryota; Metazoa; Chordata; Lepidosauria; Squamata; Colubridae
Product: trace amine-associated receptor 8b-like
Biological process (GO): G protein-coupled receptor signaling pathway
Cellular component (GO): plasma membrane; synapse; dendrite
Molecular function (GO): G protein-coupled adenosine receptor activity
Source: RefSeq, a predicted model, not a curated record